AUGACACCUCAAGACAACGCUAGACUUUGCAAUCUCAUAAUACUGCCAUCCGCGUUCACCGAGAUCUGCGAGCAGUUCCCACACAUCCCACCAGCUGAGUUGUCCACCUUCCUCAUCAACAAGUACAAGCGGGAAGGCGGCGCCGAAGCAGAUACUGACAAGUCCACGCUGCUUAUACUACGCAGAAAGCUAUAUUCGCACCAGAAACUAUACGGGCAUGAGAAUGUGCCUCUUGAAACCGGCCUACACGAAGAAUCCAAGCUUGCGACGGAUAAGCUCAUUGACCAAUUGCAGCGGUUGCGAUGGCGUGCGCGAGAUCUUGAACUGUUUAUCGCGGCGAUGCAUCACGAUUUGACCAAGUCGGGACUCGCGAGGCUAUUUCCUCGAAUGCCGGUCGAUAAACUAAUUAGCGAUGUUGUGGGAUUGAAAAAGUGUUGUGAUUUUGGUUUAUCUGCAAGGGAAUUGGAGCUACUUGAAACGAGAAAUGGUGAUUUGGUGGAGGAGGAGUUGUUUCUUCGUUCGUUGCCUACGUUGCAUAAACAGGGCUUUGGCGUGGGAACACAUCGAGAUUUGGAUUCGCUGAGGAAUAGAAAUGGAAAGGAAAAAGAAAAAGAAAAGGAUGUGUUUGAGACUGAAAUUGAAAUCGAGACGCCGCUGGAUCUGAAACUGGCGGCGAAUGAAAUGAGUCUGGGUGGAAGCAAAAAGAAACCCGCAAUGGCAUCAAGCCAAAAGAGGAAAAGACUGGCGUUUGAAGAGUUUAUGCAAGAUAAAAAACAAUUGCGCAAUUUAAAACUUUGCAUCCUGGUGGACUUGACUCGCGAAACUUUGAGUGAAUAUUUUCCCGAUUUCGAGAUUGAAGAAGUGUGCCAGUAUAUAUCGACUCAUGCGGCAUUUGACAAGGGCAAACUAACUCGGAAUGAAAAAGAACUGAUAACGAAAUACAUCAAGGAUGGAAUGGCAGUGGAAGACAUUUAUGACCAAUUCCCGCUCCGCGAGCAAGAAUUGAUUGAUUCGGAAUAUAAUCGAUUAAAGUAUGUUAGUAGCAGAAGGAGGCAUUUCAAGAAUACGGAGGAGAAGUUAAUCUACGAGGCUGGUAUGGCUAUUGAAAGUAAAUCGAGCACAUCCACGAGCACCACAACGAACACAUUCACAACCACUGGCACAACCACUGGGUUAUCCACUGGCGCAACCACGGGCACUCCAGCACGGCAUGGCAAGCAUGACAUUACCUUUGCCAGUUUACAGGAAAUGGAACAGAUGGUGAGCAAGGUUUCCAGGCCGCACAAGGUCCUCACGCAAGAAGAGAAGGCUGAACAAGCUCAAAGGCAGCGAGAGCGCGAGGUCUUGAAACAAAAACUAAAGGCGGAGCAAGCUGAGAAACGCAGGUUGAAUCGAGAACGGGCUUUGCUUGAUGGGAGCUACGCCAAAAAAAGGUCGCUAGCGCCCAUAAACCAAGGCUUGAUCAUGGAAUUGGUUGCUGCCCAAAAACAUUUUGAAAGCGUCACUGGUGACCGUCAAAGUCUUGAAGAAGGAGCCAAGCGGAAAACCAUCCCGGUCAAGAAAUUCUCGCCGGAGGAUCACGUAUCUAAAAAGACAUGGAGCAGACAAGCCAAGAAGAUUGCAAUAAGGCAGAAGUUGGAAAAGGAAAGGCUAGCUAAAGAAGAACAAUCAAAACAAAAGAUUAACAAGAAAAAGAAGAAUAGGGCAAAUAACAAGAGACGUAAAGUCUUGUCUCCUAGCUUGGAUGAAGAAGAGUUGUCUUGGACUACUACCACCACCACUACUCCUGAAUACGACGAGACACAGCCACCGACACCCGUCACGGAGCUGGAGGUUGAAGAAUACCACAUCUCACCUUACGAUCCACCAGAUAUCAACUCGGAUACUUUAUUCGAUAUUGAAAACCGUAGGUUCUUUAUCGAUGAGAUAUACCAGGCAACCCCGCAACUUCCCGAGUUGAAGUUUAGAACACGCAACUUGGAAGUGGGAGAAUCGGCAAAGGAUGCCAUGACCAAUGAUGAUGAGCUGAUUCUUUACGAUGACGAAUUGGGGGCACAUGUCAUUGGAAGCCAUGAACGAUGCUAUAAAGAUUACCCCAUUUCGUUCCCGCAGUAUCUUGUGCCAGGUACGCGUCAAUUGAAUCAUCUCAAUAGUGUCAAAGUGAGAUUCUUGCUAUACCCUGAACAUUGCGAAUCGUACGUCUUGGCCGCGCCCAAGGACAAUGAAUUGGACCCCGUCCACGAAAUCAUCAAACUAUUCAUGCUUCAUUACGCGCUUUAUUUCUCCCACUCGGACGUGAUCAAGAAAGUCAUCAAUGAGUUUAGUGGCACUUUGGAGCAAGCCGUUGAGGAGAACGAUUUUGCCGAGUUUAUCUAUGUCAUUGACAAAUGGAACAAGUUGAUGUUGUACUUGUCCCCCAAUACUAAAUCCGUGGAGAAGAUCAUCAGGGAAGACAAGGUCGAUAUCAAUGAAGGAGCCAAGAUGUGUCUAAACCACGCCGAGAUCCGCGUCCCCAAGUUGGAAGAUUUGGAUUUGGAAACGUUUUACAGUGAGAUUUGCUAUGAGUCUACAAGUCCCUUUUUCCACAUGGUCAAAGUUGAAUCUACCCCCAGUAGUGAUGGUGAUGGUGAUGAUGGUGAUGACGAUGGUAAAGAUGUUGUGGUGGUCGAUGAAAAUGCCGACAUUUCAAUUUGCAACGUUGAACCACCCACGAAUGUCGAAGAUCGACCAACCCACAUCCGUCCCGAGAAUUACGUUUGCGAUUUUUACAGGCGACUCAAGCUGAAGUCGCUGCUUUCCAGAUACACUAUUCAACAAUUGCUACUUCGAGUUUACGCCCGGAUAGUUUCAACUGACUCGCGCAAGCUACGUUCGUACAAGGCAUUCACUGCUGAAGUCUAUGGCGAAUUGUUGCCCUCAUUCACAAGCGAAGUUUUGGAAAAAGUCCAGCUUCGACCAGGACAAAAAUUCUACGACUUGGGUUCUGGUGUUGGCAAUACCACUUUCCAAGCAGCCUUGGAAUUUGGCGCCGUUGCUGGUGGAUGUGAAUUGAUGCAGCAUGCAUCGAUGCUAACCAGUUUGCAAGAGAAUCUCAUCCGUCGCCAUUUGGCCUGUUUUGGCAUCAAGCCGCUCGAGUUGAAGUUUGCCCUUGGUCAAUCCUUUGUCAACAAUGAAAAAGUCAAGCUGGACUGUUUGGAUUGCGACGUGCUUAUCAUUAACAACUAUUUGUUUGAUGGAGAAUUGAAUGACGCGGUAGGUAAGUUGCUAGUGGGGUUGAAGACGGGCACCAAGGUUAUCAGUUUGAGGAACUUUAUCAGUCCUCGGUACCGGGCUACUUUCGAUACCGUUUUCGAUUACUUUAGCGUCAGCAAACAUGAAAUGAGCGACUACAUGAGUGUCAGCUGGACUGCCAACAAGGUGCCUUACUACAUCAGCAUCGUGGAGGACACUAUUAGACCUGAGUAUUUGGGGAGAGAGUACCAUGAGAGCAGCAGCAACACCACCACCACCACCACCACCACCAUUAGCUAUCAUAGCGACCGCUCGAAAUCGGCUAGUCCGCCUUAUGGGUUGAGGGAUGAGUUACUGGGUCCUGGAUCUGGGUCGGCACUGCAUGACGAUGUGCUGACGCCUCCAACUGAACAUAACUCGGAGCCCGAAACUGAAAAAAACGAAUAA
Molecule: messenger RNA, 3678 nt
Organism: Lodderomyces beijingensis
Lineage: Eukaryota; Fungi; Ascomycota; Pichiomycetes; Serinales; Debaryomycetaceae
Source: the annotation of a GenBank genome assembly